This is a messenger RNA of Candidozyma auris, 2172 nucleotides long. RefSeq names its product chaperone ATPase HSP78 (gene HSP78). Lineage: Eukaryota; Fungi; Ascomycota; Pichiomycetes; Serinales; Metschnikowiaceae. Gene Ontology annotation, molecular function: ATP hydrolysis activity; ATP binding. Gene Ontology annotation, cellular component: cytoplasm; mitochondrial matrix. The transcript has a single exon. Gene Ontology annotation, biological process: cellular response to heat. The coding region runs from base 1 to 2172 and encodes 723 amino acids. The record is from RefSeq and is a predicted model, not a curated record.
AUGAACAAAGACGACGAUCCAAAUGUGCCUGCUUUGGAGAAGUACGGCACUAACCUCACCGACUUGGCUAAGGAGGGUAAGUUAGACCCUGUGAUCGGACGUGACGAGGAAAUAAGAAGAACCAUUCAGGUUCUCUCCAGAAGAACAAAAAACAACCCAGUUCUUAUUGGUAAUGCAGGUACAGGUAAGACUGCUAUCAUGGAGGGCCUUGCCCAGAGAAUUCUUAAGGGCGAGGUUCCCGAGCUGAUGAAAGACAAACAGAUCAUUACGCUAGACUUGGCAGGAAUCAUAUCUGGUGCAAAGUUCCGUGGUGACUUUGAAGAGAAGCUCAAAAAGAUAUUGAAAGAAGUCGAAGACAAGAAAGGCUCUGUCAUCCUUUUCGUUGACGAACUCCACCUUCUAAUGGGUUUAGGUAAGGCCGAAGGCUCUAUUGAUGCUUCCAACAUGCUCAAGCCUGCAUUGGCCAGAGGUAAGCUCUCUCUCUGUGGUGCCACAACCAUUGAAGAGUACAGAAAGUACGUGGAAAAAGAUGCUGCUUUAGCGAGGAGAUUCUCGGCCGUGAUGGUGAAUGAACCUACUGUUCAAGACUCUAUUUCCAUACUUCGUGGUCUCAAGGAACGUCAUGAGGUGCAUCAUGGUGUACGUAUCACCGAUGGUGCCCUUGUCACAGCUGCUUUGUACUCCAACCGAUACAUAACCGAUAGGUUUCUUCCAGAUAAGGCUAUCGAUUUAGUGGAUGAAGCAUGUUCCACUUUGCGUUUGCAGCAUGAGUCAAGACCUGAUGCUAUCACUCAUUUAGACCGUCAGAUCAUGACUAUUCAAAUUGAAUUGGAGUCACUUAGGAAGGAGGAAGAUCAGUUAUCGAAAGAUAGAACCACUAAGCUCGAAGAAGAACUUAAAGUCAAGGAGAGCGAACUCAAGGAACUCACUGAGAAAUGGGAAUCUGAGAAGAAAGCCAUAGAUGAAGUAAAGCAGGCAAAGGCAGACUUGGAACAGGCCAGAUUUGACUUGGAGGAGAGCCAAAGAGAGGGUAAUUACGCAAAGGCCUCUGAAUUGCAAUACUCGACGAUUCCAAGAUUGCAACAGCAGGUGCAAGAGCUUACAGAGUCUGAGGAUGUAGUUAAGUCGCUGUCAAUCUUGCACGACUCUGUCACAUCCGACGACAUUGCAGCUGUUAUUUCGAAGAUGACAGGCAUUCCUCUCAGUAACUUGAUGAAGGGUGAGAAAGACAAAUUGCUCGACAUGGAGAUUAUCUUGAAGCAGCAUGUAGUUGGUCAAGAUGAGGCUAUUCACGCUGUUUCUGACGCUGUUCGCUUGCAAAGAGCCGGCCUCACAAGUGACAAGAGACCAAUUGCAUCUUUCAUGUUCUUGGGUCCAACUGGUACAGGUAAGACGGAGUUGACCAAGCAGCUCGCUGAGUUUUUGUUCAACGACAAGAGUUCAGUCAUUAGAUUUGAUAUGUCUGAGUUCCAAGAGAAGCACACAGUCUCUCGGUUGAUCGGCUCACCACCAGGUUACGUUGGCUAUGAAGAUAGCGGUGAGUUGACAGAGGCCGUGAGAAGAAAGCCAUACUCUGUCGUAUUGUUUGAUGAGUUUGAGAAAGCGCACAAGGAUGUCUCAAAAUUGCUUUUGCAAGUGCUCGAUGAAGGCUCUUUGACAGAUUCGCAUGGUAAACACAUCGAUUUCAGAAACACCAUUAUCGUGAUGACUUCAAACAUUGGGCAAGAGAUUCUCUUGGCUGACAAGGAUGCAAAGGAGGAUGGAUCUAUCAGAUCUUCCGUUAAGCAAGAUAUUCUUGAAUUGUUGCGUCACCAUUACCCUCCUGAGUUCUUGAACCGUUUGGACGAAGUGUUGGUGUUUAACAGGCUUUCGAAAGAUUCUUUGAAGAACAUCCUUGAUAUCAGGUUGAGAGAGAUUGGCGAAAGAUUGAGUGACAAGAGAAUAUAUCUUCACCUCACUGACGAAGUCAAAGAACAUCUCGCAACAAAGGGCUACGAUCCAGUUUACGGUGCCAGACCUUUGAACAGAGUGCUUCAGAAGGAUCUUUUGAACCCACUAGCAAUGCUCAUGAUCAAGGGUCAGGUGAAGGAAGGAGAUGAUGUUAAGGUCGAAAUGCAGAACAGCAAAUUGCACAUCGUUCCCAAUCAUCCUGCCGAAAACGAAGGAGAUUAA